AUGGCAACGGCUCUGCAGGAGAUCCGGCAGGCUCAGCGUGCGGACGGCCACGCCGCCGUCCUCGCCAUCGGCACGGCCAACCCGGCGACCUCCAUGCUCCAGGAUGAGUACACCGACUACUACUUCCGUGUCACUAAGAGCGAGCACCUCACCCACCUCAAGCACAAGCUCAAGAGAAUUUUACGUACUCCAGGCAUCGAGAAGCGCUUCAUGCACGUCAGCGAGGAAAUCCUGGACGCCCAUCCGGACCUGAUCGAUCGCACGUUGCCGACCCUGGACGCCCGGAUAGACAUGGCCUCCGCGGCAGUCCCGAAACUCGCCGCGUCCGCCGCCUGGAAGGCCAUCGUCGAGUGGGGGCGACCGGCCACGGACAUCACCCACCUUGUCUUCAGCACCUACUCCGGCGGCAGAGCCCCGAGCGCCGACCUCCGGCUCGCGUCUCUCCUCGGCCUCCGCCCCACCGUCUGCCGCACCGUACUCAACCUCAACGGCUGCUCCGGCGGUGGGAGGGCACUGCAGAUCGCCAAGGAGCUCGCCGAGAACAACCGUGGAGCGCGCGACGGCUGCCUCGACACCAUCGUUGGCCAGGGGCUGUUCGGUGACGGCGCCGGCGCCAUCGUCGUCGGCGCCGACCCCGUCGAAGACGAACGCCCGCUGUUCGAGAUGGCCUUCACGACGCAGACGACGAUACCGGAAACCGAGGACGCGAUCACCAUGCAGCUCAGAAAAGGCGGCCUCGACUUCCACAUAUCCAGCCAGGUGCCGAGGCUGCUUGCGGAGAACAUCGAGCGUGUUCUAAUCGACGCGUUCGAGCCUCUCGGCGUCGUCGCAAAUGGUGCUGCAUGGAACGACCUCUUCUGGGCGAUCCACCCCGGCGGCCGCUCCAUCCUGGACAACAUCGAGGAGCUGCUUGGGCUGGACGCGGAGAAGCUGGGGGCUAGCCGGCAGGUGCUGCGUGACUUCGGCAACAUGAGUGGCGCAACGGUGAUCUUCGUGCUCGAUGAGCUGCGGCGCCGUCGGGCCAAGGAAGGGGAGACGGCGGCAGAGUGGGGCGUGGUUAUGGCGUUCGGACCUGGGAUCACGAUCGAGACCAUGGUGCUGCACGCCGCAACAAACAAUCUCAAAGAAAAUUGA
This is a messenger RNA of Triticum aestivum (bread wheat), 1134 nucleotides long. Its product is annotated as bisdemethoxycurcumin synthase-like. Bases 1 to 1134 code for a protein of 377 amino acids. Gene Ontology annotation, biological process: polyketide biosynthetic process. Gene Ontology annotation, molecular function: acyltransferase activity, transferring groups other than amino-acyl groups. The record is from RefSeq and is a predicted model, not a curated record. NCBI's taxonomy places the organism in Eukaryota, Viridiplantae, Streptophyta, Magnoliopsida, Poales, Poaceae. The transcript has 3 exons.